AUGACCACCACCCAACAUCGUCUCCUCUCUCGACUUUACCAGGACCUCGCCGAACUUCAUGAGAAUCCGUACCCAGGCGUUGUCGUCUUCACUGACGAUGCAAACCUCCGGAAAUUCUGCCUCGUGCUUGUCCCACCUAGCGGCCCUUGGAAAGACCUAGCGUUGCAUUUCGACGUUGAACUACCAGAGCAAUGGCCGUCAUCUCCCCCCAGAAUCGCAUCUAGUGUGCAUGAUAUAGACCACCCCAACCUUUUUGGAAGUUAUAUCUGCUGCGAUUUGUUGAAACCGCAAACAUCUUAUCAUUAUGGGACUGGGUACACUGGAGGUUAUUCUCCAGCGUUGACACUCCGUGGUCUCUUCCUUCAAUUCUUAACCUUCUUCUCGAGCACCAAGGUCGAGCAGGACUAUGGUGGGGAUCCAGUUGAGAUUGGGGACCACAUCCUCACGAACUACAUGAAGGAGAGCGAGAUGGUGCAGAGAAGCAUAAUGCCUUGGAAAGGCUGUUGCCGUGACCAAUAUUUUUGCUCGUGUGGUGGCUUGAAAACCGAUCAGCUGGCUUUGGAGAGGCUCUGGAAGGCCAAUAACACUCCGGAAACCAAGCUCGCCGAAUAUGCGAUCCCUGGACCUGUCAUUCAUACAACGAAGGGAAGCAGUGCCCAUCCUGACAGGUUGCAUAAAUUCGAGCAGCCUAACCCGCUCUGGUCGUCUACAUUGUCACAAAUCUCUUGUUGGCAAUGUAAGAAGUGCCCAUAUGGUUCAGAGGACUUUCCUCACCUUCAGCGAGGUUUGGAAAAGGGCUCAAAGGACGACUCGUACCUCUUCGCCUUGUCCAGGCCUCCCACCGUGUGUCAACUUGGCAUGUUAAACGACGACGUUCUGACCGAAAUUGCUUCGCAACUAACUUCGGAAUCCGUCAUUUCUUUCGGGAAAGCAUACCCCCGCUUUCGAGAGCUUGUCUCAUCUCACCACAUUCUUCUCAGCCGAGAGCUACGAUGUUUCUUCUUGCGAAUUCCACUCCGUGAUUGCGUCCUCGGUGUCGGUGUCGCAUUUGAUGAAGGUCCCCGCAUUUUGUCAUCCGAUUUCGAUUGGCUUAGCAUGGAGGCAUUCAACCGCCACAAUGUUCGAAUGAGUAUUGAAAAGAGGGCCUUCAAAUACUUCCUUCCGUUAGCUUUCAACCGCGCUCACUUUGAGCGGGCACAUAGCAGCAUUUGGUCUCACUUGGUUGCCCUGGACAACAAUGUUCGUGCUGUUGAGGAACGCAUUCAGGCGAAGCACAAUAAAAAUUCAAGGCCAAAGGCGUCUGUUCCUCGUCAACCACACGAGUCCGUGGGUAUCAUUUACAAAAUGAUGAAUAACAUAGUUGUGUCAUUGAUGAAGUCUUGCGACGACGUCCUGAUCACUUCGCGCUCCAGGUCGGGUUAUGCCCAGCCGACGCUCCUUCACGCUUCGGAAAAGGCCGUCAUCUCCUACUGCCAUCUCUUCCACCUGCUUAUCUGCCUUUGCCGCAAGAAUCCCCUCAUUCUCCGCGAUGCCACAGCUCGACUCGGACGCUUCAUCCACCAGCCUGCAUCCCGCAUCAAGGCCCAGGUUCCAGACUUGGGCGAGCUCAUUGUCCUGGUUAUGCUUGUCCUCAUCCUCCCGUCUGCCGAUCAAGGACCACCCAUCACUUGGGCUAUUCUCAAUGGUCCUUUUCUGGAAGAAGCGAUCAUCCGCAACGUUCGAUGGGUUCUCAAGGACGCCCCGCAGCUGGAAGUCCUUGAACAAGGAGUCAGCGAGUACCGCCUCGCAACCACCUUUUCCAAAUCGAAGACCAGCCUCCGCCUCAUGAUGUUCCAAAUCACCUUCGUCGACUUGUUCAUCAAGACGUACGGUCAGACUGGCAUCUCUCGCCUUGAUGAGAAUUACGGGUUUGCGGAACCAGAACUGCCUGAAAGCAUGGUGGACGAAAUCAAGGAAAUCUACAAUGUGGAAACUUGGCCCGCUUUCUUCAAUAGGGUACGAUAUGCGCGGGGGCUGCAGUUCACAAAGGAAAAGUUCUCAGACCUGUUGAGGCUAGCUGUGCGCACGAGCAGUGAACGGGGUUACCAUACCAAGUCCCGCGACAUGCAUAAUUUGCAGUUCACCCGAAACCAGUUGGAGAAGGCGUGGUUAAAUGCGCAGAACCAGAGACGCUGA
Molecule: messenger RNA, 2175 nt
Organism: Laccaria bicolor S238N-H82
Lineage: Eukaryota; Fungi; Basidiomycota; Agaricomycetes; Agaricales; Hydnangiaceae
Exons: 2
Coding region: 1-2175 (724 amino acids)
Source: RefSeq, a predicted model, not a curated record